Messenger RNA from Microthlaspi erraticum, 555 nucleotides. The record is from the annotation of a GenBank genome assembly. Lineage: Eukaryota; Viridiplantae; Streptophyta; Magnoliopsida; Brassicales; Brassicaceae.
AUGUCUUAUUCUUCCCUCAAAUUGCCAAUCUUUCUCAUUCUCUCGUCUCUUCUCCAUGCCGCUUUAGGGGAAGAAAUUGUUUGCGAGAAUCUGCCAACGAAUAUGUGCGCGUUCUCAAUAUCUGCUUCCGGGAAAAGAUGCUUACUGGAGACCGCUAAUGUCGCCGGAGAAUACACUUGUCGGACUUCCACAGUGGAGGUGGACGGGAUUGUAAACCACGUGGAGAGCGAUGAGUGUGUAGCCGCUUGUGGGGUUGAUCGGAAAACCGUAGGGAUCUCGUCGGACUCAAUGAUGGAGGCUGGCUUCGCCUCUAAGCUUUGCUCGCCGGCUUGUUUGGACUAUUGCCCUAACAUUCUUGAUCUCUAUUUCAAUCUCGCCGCCGGUGAAGGUGCAUUUUUACCUGAUCUGUGCGAUGCUCAACGGAUUAAUCCUCACCGUUCGAUGUUGGAAAUCCUCAGCUCAGGCGCCGCUCCAGGACCUGUCUCCGACGUCGCCCCUGGCCCUGUCUCCGUCUCCAACGUUUUAUCCCCUGCUCUAGCUCCGGCUGCUAUGUAA